This is a messenger RNA of Paramecium tetraurelia, 1188 nucleotides long. RefSeq lists its product as uncharacterized. NCBI's taxonomy places the organism in Eukaryota, Ciliophora, Oligohymenophorea, Peniculida, Parameciidae. The transcript has 3 exons. The record is from RefSeq and is a predicted model, not a curated record.
AUGUUCAACGAGAAUGACAAUAUUGAGGCAAUCGACGUAAUAAACUUCGAUGAAUAUGCUAGCAAUGUUCCUUAUUUUCUUUAUUAGUAGGCUGUUACUCCAAAAAUUUAAAUUGAAGAUCAGCGUCCAUCAAGUCCUCCAAAAAUAAUUAAGAAUUAAUAGUUUCAUAAAAAUCUAGGCCAAAAUCAAGCAUUCUAUCAAGAGGAUAAAAAAUUUGACAUCAAUUAGAUUAAAGUUGAAAAUACUAUUCGCUUCAAUUAGGAAAAUCAGAUUUAGCCCAAAUAAGAAGAAAGUGAAGAUGAUGACUAUGGUUCAGUCAUUUAGUUCCAAGAAAUAGCAGAAAAGGAAGAUGAAGAAAAUAUUCAUUAUUAAGAAAAUAAUGAUUUAAACCAAUAAAAUCGAUAAUCUCCAUAAGAGGAUCAAUAAUAAAUACAUGCUGAAGAGAGCCCAAAGAAAAUUGAUUAAGUAGGACCUUCUCUUCAAAAUUCAGUAAUCUCAAAUGCCUCAGUAGUUUCAGCUUAUCCAUUGGUCAAUAAAACUUUAGAAUUCUAUUGCACUAAGGAAUUUCUAGCUUCCCCUUUAAAUGAAAAGGGAAUAGUUUAGUGUACUCUGAUAAUUAAUACAUCCGGUUUAAACAAAUUGAAACCUAAAUUUUAUUUGGAGAAAAAUGGCAAAAUCUUUUUGGCAGCAAAGAAAUCAUCUCAUAAAUUUAUUAUUAGCAUGAACAAGGAUAAAAUUUAGAGAAAAUCAUCCAAUUUUAUUGGACAAAUUAGUUGUAAGAAGAAGUAUGAUUAUUUCUUUUAUGAUAAUGGCAAUAAUCCAAAAAGAAACAAAUUACCUGUACGAAAUUCCAUAGGUUAACUGAAAUUCAUCACUUCCUCAAAACCCACAGAACCUAGACAAUAGGAAUUUAGACUCCCUUAAGAUGAUUCUCAUAUUUUUAUGAACAGAAAACCAAAGUGGAAUGAAAAAACAAAGAGCUUCACUUUGAAUUUCUAUGAUAGAGUCAAAGUUUCAUCAAUAAAAAACUUUUAAUUAAUUUAAAUCAAUGAAUAACCUGAAUAGAUCUAUGUCUAAUUGGGAAAAGAAAAUGAUGGGAAAUUCAAUUUAGAUUUUUAAAGUCCUUUCUCGCCUUUAUAAGCAUUUAUGGUGGCAUUAGCUAAUUAUGAUAAAAAGAUUGAGUACUGA